AUGUCCGCCCCACUCAUCGACACCGAACAAGGUGUACGUGCCCUUAUCGAAGAAACUGAAGCAUCAACCCUCGACCACCCAUUCCUUUUCCUCGACCUCGAAGGCGUCAGCCUAGGCCGUCCUGGUACCAUCUCCAUCCUUCAGGUGUUGGUGCCGCCAAGUCAAGCCAUCCGUCUACUCGACGUCCAUGUCCUCGGCAACCUAGUCUUCACGACCAAAAGCAGCACUAGUACAAGCCUCAAAGAUAUUCUCGAGUCGACAAGAUACCCAAAAGUGUUUUUCGAUCUUCGCAAUGACUUGGAUGCUUUGUAUGCCCAUCACAAUGUCAAGCUGCACUGUGUCGUCGAUGUCCAGUUACUUGAGUUCGGCACUCGACCACGCAUGGCUCGCUUCCUUAAGGGCUUGGCCAAAAGUAUAGCAGAAGACAGCGGCCUCACUCCUCCAGAAACCCGCCAGUGGCAGGCCAGUAAAGAAAUCGGUCAUGACAUGUUUGACCCAAAGAAAGGUGGUAGCUAUGAGGUGCGCAAUCGCAGGCCUCUGGACAAAGCUAUCGAGAAGUAUUGCGCAAAAGACGUGCUGUUGUUGCCUGUGUUGUUGCAGGUCUAUGCCAGUCGUCUGAGAGGACGCGAGAGUUUGGCUCAGGCUAUACAGGUGAAAGCUGGGAAGAGAGUUGUUCUUUCUCAGCAUGCGAACUUUGAUGGUAGAGGCCAGCAUAUGGUUGUUGGAACUGCAGGGCUUUCGUGA
This is a messenger RNA of Aureobasidium vineae, 744 nucleotides long. Lineage: Eukaryota; Fungi; Ascomycota; Dothideomycetes; Dothideales; Saccotheciaceae. The record is from the annotation of a GenBank genome assembly.